Molecule: messenger RNA, 1175 nt
Organism: Nelumbo nucifera (sacred lotus)
Lineage: Eukaryota; Viridiplantae; Streptophyta; Magnoliopsida; Proteales; Nelumbonaceae
Source: RefSeq, a predicted model, not a curated record
UAAUGAAAAAUGUCUUCCAUCGAAGGAUAAUUUUGACCUUUUACAAAAUUAACUAAUAAACUAUUAACGACAGGAACUUAUUUAGACACAUUUUAGAAGUUCGAGAUAUCAAUGGCACGUGUGAACAAUUUCAAUGAAGAAAUUUGCAGGAGAGACAAAGUGUCAAUAUUCUAUCUCUUCUGGGGAAAUACGGAAUGGGUGAGGCGAGGCCGGAGUCGAUGGAGCGGUCUGGUGAGCCAAGGCAGAGAAUGAGUUGCCAUGGCUGGAGGCGGCGUUGUGCGGCGCGUGGGAGGAAGGCAAGGGAGUGGAGGAGAACAACAGUUUCGGCCGUCGGCAAGGCGGCUGUGUUAACUAUGGGGACCACGGUUCUCCACUCUCAAGAUUACCUCGGAAGCCGCUUUCCACCUGAAACGCUCGGCUCUCCUUCCUUCAGACCUCGGUGGAACCCUAAUGCUAUGCGUUCUGGCAGGCGAAAGCGCAAUCCGUCGGGGUUCCAGGAGAAGGAGAGUGGAACUAAUCGAUGCCGAUCGAGCGUAAUUAAGCUUCCGACCAAAAAUCUCGUCAUGGGGCAAGUUACGAUCCUGAAAUGCGAAGAAGAGUUGAAAUCUGUGACAACCUGUGAUGAUGAGAAGCAGGCAAAUAUCGAGAGUGAUAUCGAUUUGGAUUUAUGUUCGAUAGAGCGGCUUGGUCCAGAGCUCGAGAUGGUUCCAAAAUAGAUCCGUCUCACUGAUUCGAAGUUCGUCGAGGGUGUGUUUGCGGGAUCUACGUUUCUCACACCUCUCCUCCCCCGAGUUCUCUCCCUUUCCCUGCCUUCACCAAAAAGGGCGUUCCUAACAAAAAUAAUGUGGCGACGACCGAUCUCCGUCAAUUGUUGCGGCUAGAUCUGUCCUGAGUUGGGUCAAGGAUGAUGUUUCUAGUCGGAGUUGGUGUCCUAAUGCCAGAUCGGUCACUCUGAAACUUUUGUUAUCGUCGGUAGCUCUGCAUAUUGGUUUUCCUCUAUUUUUUCAAUAGGCAACCAAGACCGCUUGCACAAAUAUUAGGUAGCUUUUUCAUUUUGGCUUCAGCUUCUGAAAUAGGAAGGUAGGUUAGAGUUCCAUUUAUAGCUCAUGUAGUCUGAUUUACUGAUGUAUUUGAUCAAAGAAGAAUGAUAGGGAUGCUGUUUGAUUUUAGUCUCA